ACCCCUCGAUGACCCUUGCGAGGGUGAAGAGCUGGUCCACAGUUCCACGACCGGGACGGAAUCCGCACUGCUGGUCUUGAAUCCGAGGCGAAGAAGUACACCUGUCCUCUGAAGUCUCCAGGGAUCCGUCCGACCUCAGCGAGGCCUGGGACCAUGCGGCACCCGACACCGCUGCAGAACGAACCCCGAAAGAUCAGUUACAGCCGCAUCCCGGACAGCGAGGCCGAGGGGGGAGCGAUCUCGGCACCCAAUUCGCCUCGGACCCCCCUGACUCCGCCCCCGGCCUCCGCCACCUCCACAGACCUGAGCAGUGUGUUCGACUCGCCACAAGGUCCCAGCAGCCCCUUUCACUCCAGGUCCUCCUCGGUCUCCUCCAUGGUGAGUUUCAGUCGUGGUCCUGAGGAGCUCCCGGUUCCUCCUCCUGUUCCUCCUCGCAGACGUCCGGAGUCGGCUCCUGCAGACUCCUCCCCCUCCAAGAUGAUGUCACAGUUGGACAGCCCCCCUGCUGUCCCCCCUCGGCAGCCCACCUAUAAGUUCCUCCCCCCUCGUUACUCCUCGUCUCUGUCCUCUUCGUCGCCCCCUGACAGCCCCCCCUCUCUGCCUCCCCGGGAGCCUCUCAGCUCCCCUCUAUACCUCCUCCCCCCUCCUCAAGGCCGCCCUCGUUGUGACCUGCAGGCCUUCUUCCCUUCCACCACCUCCUCCUCACCCUCCAUCAGCUCUGCCCCCGCUGCCUCCUCCUCCCCACCCCCCAUUCCUCCUCUCACUCCCAUCACCCCCAGCCCUUCCUCCAAGAAGAUGCCCCUCCCCCUCCUCCCCCUCGACGGCCCCCCGGUGCCUCCCCGGCACACCGUCCCCAAACCUCCUCCCAAGACCUACAAGAGGGAGUGUCUGGCCCCCGCCCCCAUGUUGGACCCGCCCUCUGCACUGUGA
This is a messenger RNA of Pseudoliparis swirei, 930 nucleotides long. RefSeq names its product son of sevenless homolog 1-like. The transcript has 4 exons. The coding region runs from base 154 to 930 and encodes 258 amino acids. NCBI's taxonomy places the organism in Eukaryota, Metazoa, Chordata, Actinopteri, Perciformes, Liparidae. The record is from RefSeq and is a predicted model, not a curated record.